Medicago truncatula (barrel medic) is the source of this 1940-nucleotide messenger RNA. RefSeq names its product protein indeterminate-domain 4, chloroplastic. The coding region runs from base 173 to 1792 and encodes 539 amino acids. Gene Ontology annotation, molecular function: DNA-binding transcription factor activity. Gene Ontology annotation, cellular component: nucleus. The transcript is spliced from 4 exons. The record is from RefSeq and is a predicted model, not a curated record. Lineage: Eukaryota; Viridiplantae; Streptophyta; Magnoliopsida; Fabales; Fabaceae.
GAGGAAUAUAACAAGAGAGGGUAGCUAAAUUUUACACACAAGAAAACAAUAGCCAGAAGAUAAAUAGCUAGGUAUAUUGUUUUCUUCUCCUCGUCUCUUCAUUACUCUUGUCUCCUUAGAUCCUUUCCUCUUGCAACCUUUUUGCUCUCAAUCUAUUGCAAAAUAUAUAAUUAUGGCGGCUGCUUCUUCAUCUACAUCAUUCUUUGGAAUCAGAGAAGAAAAUCAAAGUCAAAUAACACAUCAUCAUCCUCAUCCUCAAUCAACUACUACUUCUGCUACUUCCUCAGCUCCUUCAACCACAGUUCCUCAAAAGAAAAGAAGGAAUCAACCUGGAACACCAAAUCCAGAUGCAGAAGUGAUAGCACUAUCUCCCAAGACUCUAAUGGCAACAAAUAGAUUUAUAUGUGAGGUUUGCAAUAAAGGGUUUCAAAGGGAGCAAAAUCUUCAACUUCAUAGAAGAGGACACAAUCUUCCUUGGAAGCUAAAGCAAAAGUCCAACAAAGAGCCAAGGAGAAAGGUUUAUUUGUGUCCUGAGCCCACAUGCGUCCAUCACGACCCUUCAAGAGCUUUAGGAGAUCUAACUGGAAUUAAAAAGCAUUUCUCUCGUAAGCACGGUGAGAAGAAGUGGAAAUGUGAAAAAUGCUCAAAGAAAUAUGCUGUUCAAUCUGACUGGAAAGCACAUUCUAAGACUUGUGGUACUAGAGAAUAUAGAUGUGAUUGUGGCACCCUCUUCUCUAGGCGUGACAGUUUCAUCACUCAUAGGGCAUUUUGUGAUGCACUAGCACAAGAGAGUGUAUUAAGACACCAUAACCCUUUUGGGAGUACUCAUCAAUUGUAUGCCACAAACCAUCACAUUAGUUUAGGCCAAAUAUCCCAUCAAUUGCAAAAUCAUCAGAACCAAAUUACAUCAUCCACUAGCAACAAUAACAACCUUUUGCGCCUUGGAUCAGCACCACCAAAAUUUGAACAAAACUUAAUCUCAUCACCACCUUUAAAUCACUCUUCAUCAUUUGGACACUCAAUCCCAUCUUCAUCACCAUUCUUCAAUAUGAGUGAUAUUUCAAAUCAAUCCUUUGAAGAACAACAAUCUCAACAAGGACAAUUCUUAAACAAACAACUACAUGGUCUAAUGCAUCUUCCUGAUCUUCAAGGCAAUACAAAUACAAACAAUUCAAAUUCUUCCAAUCUUUUCAACCUUAUGGUUCAUGAUCAAUUCAACAACAUGAGUAGUACCCAAGGAACAACACUUUACAUUAACAACAAUAGCUCUUUAAGUGAUCAUCAAGUUGGUUUUGUCAAUUCAAUGCAACAUGGUCAAAACAUGUCUAGUCCUCACAUGUCUGCCACUGCAUUGCUUCAAAAAGCUUCUCAGAUUGGUUCAACUAAUUCUACCAACAAUAACAAAGGUAGUAAUAAUGAUCAUAAAUCAGGUGAUAGGGACUUUGUUGUGUCUGAUCACAACAACAUCAAUGCCACUUUUGGAAAUAGAAGUUCAAGUAUUGAAAAUGAUCAUGACAACAACGAUCUUCAUGGAUUGAUAAACUCUAUUGCAAAUGGAAACACAUCAUCCAUAUUUGGCAAUGAAAGCAAUCUUAAUAUGAGAUUUGGUGGAUCUGAUAAGUUAACUUUAGAUUUUCUUGGUGUUGGAGGAAUGGUCAGAAAUAUGAGUGGUGGAUUUUCACAAAGUGAACAACAACGUGACAUGAUGAAUACUAGUAUGGUUUCUUUGAAUCAUGACCUAAAAUCAGCACAUUCAAGUCAACAUUUUGGAAGCUCAAAUAUCUUGCAAUGAAGAUUGGGGUGAGAAAUUUAUUAAUUUAAGGAAAUAUUGCUUGUUAGUUACAUGUGAAUUAUUCAUUAAUUAAGUAGUAAACUUUGUUUCAAACAUUUAUUUAUUUUAUUUUUGUUUUCCUCAAAAGAAGUGCAGUUCAUUGGUAAAA